Molecule: messenger RNA, 1371 nt
Organism: Cucumis sativus (cucumber)
Lineage: Eukaryota; Viridiplantae; Streptophyta; Magnoliopsida; Cucurbitales; Cucurbitaceae
Product: probable protein phosphatase 2C 58
Exons: 5
Coding region: 128-1003 (291 amino acids)
Biological process (GO): protein dephosphorylation
Cellular component (GO): nucleus; cytosol
Molecular function (GO): protein serine/threonine phosphatase activity
Source: RefSeq, a predicted model, not a curated record
CCUAUCUAUUUAUAUCUCACCUCUCUUUCUCUCUCUCUAAAAGUUAAAACUCUCUCUCUCUCUCUCUCUCUACUACACAACUUCUCCCAAUAAUUCUGUGUUCAACAAAUUAAUUUUACAAACCCAAAUGACAACCGGAAGAGAAAUUCUCCACAAGAUGAAGGUGAAGGCAGGGUUUUGUAGUUCAUCGGCAGCGGAUACAGGAGGGAAAGGGAAAGGGAAAGUGACGACGGCAAAGAUUAAUAAUAAUGUAAGUUAUGGGAGUUAUUUGGUGAAGGGAAAAGCCAAACAUCCAAUGGAAGAUUAUUUAGUCACCGAUUUCAAGAGAGUCAACGAACAUGAUUUGGGUCUGUUUGCUAUUUUUGAUGGACAUCUGGGACAUGAUGUUGCUAAUUUCUUGCAGAACAAUCUCUUUGAUAACAUCCUUAAACAGGGUGAUUUGUGGAGCGAAACAAGAAAGGCAAUAAAAAGAGCAUACAAGAAAACAGACGAAGAGAUAUUGGAUAAAGUGAAGCAACUUGGAAAAGGAGGAUCAACGGCUGUGACUGCCAUCUUGAUCGACGCUCAUAAACUGGUGGUUGCCAACGUCGGAGAUUCUAGAGCUGUUUUGUGCAAAAACGGCGUCGCUUACCAACUUUCCGUUGACCAUGAACCCAGUAAAGAGAAAAGAGACAUCGAAAGCCGUGGUGGUUUUGUAUCAAAUCUUCCAGGCGAUGUUCCUCGUGUCGAUGGUCAAUUGGCAGUUGCCAGAGCAUUUGGCGAUAAGAGCUUGAAAAUCCACCUCAGCUCAGAACCUGACGUGGAAGUCAAAACGGUUGACGAAACUACGGAGUUCAUGAUUUUGGCCAGCGACGGCAUAUGGAAGGUCAUCACAAAUCAAGAAGCGGUAGAAUCAAUUAGACAUGUAAAGGAUGCGACCUUAGCAGCCAAACGACUUAUCGACGAAGCAAUUUCUAGGAAAAGCACGGAUGACAUAUCGUGCAUUGUUGUUAGGUUUCGAUGAUUUUUUUUUUUUCCUUUUGCAACAUUUUAAAUAGAAUAUAUAUUGUCCAUGAAAGUGUCGAUAAUGUUGGACAGUAAAUUUGUUUGCCUAUUGGCUACUGUCCGUAAAUCACUUAUAAAUUCAACGUGACUAUUCUGUAAUAAUUGUAGUGUCAAUUCAAAAUCUUUUUUCUUCUUUGUACUUUUAAAUCAUUAGUGUAAAUUGUAAUUAUUAGUUAUAUUGUAACAACCAUUCAAAUAAUUUCUUUUUUUGGUCGUUUGGUUGAAAUACCUCUUUGGUUUCGAGUUUGGUGUUUCUUCAACUAUAGUCACUGUAUUUCUCGAUGUUCAAUUUUAGUUUGUAAUGGAUCAUAAAUUUAGUUCCUAUCA